AUGAUCUCCGAAGUCGCAAAAGAUCUUCAACUUCUCGUCUUCGCCCAUUACAAGAUCGUUUUGAUCGGGACUAUAAUUUUGCUGUUGUCCACGCGGCUCAUCUACAAUAAAUACGGGCACGGCGUCAACCACAUUCCCGGACCUACUCUAGCUUCUUUCACCGAUCUCUGGAGACUUCUCAUUACAUGGUCCUGGCGACCGGAGAAUGAACAUAUUCGUCUUCAUCGGAAGCAUGGAAAACUUGUUCGAUUAGGUCCAAAGACGAUAUCUGUCUCUGACCCCAGAGCAAUCCAGACGAUAUAUGCGCUAAAUUCCGGUUAUAUCAAGUCCAGUUUCUACUCGGUGCAACAGACCGUAGCGAAAGGUAGAAGGCUGCUCACUUUAUUUACAUCUCAAGACGAAAAGUUUCACGCGAAGCUCCGCCGGGCCGUGAACAACGCGUAUGCGAUGAGCACGUUGGUACAAUUCGAGCCUCUUGUUGACUCGACAACAACUGCAUUCCUGGACCAGAUCCAAAACCGGUUUGCCGAUCGGUAUGACAGCGUCUGCGAUUUCGAUAUCUGGCUUCAGUACUACGCGUUCGACGUGAUAGGUGAACUCACAUACUCGAAGAGGCUAGGUUUCGUUGACAAUGGAGUUGAUGUGGAUGGUAUUAUAGGGAAUCUGGAGAAGCUGCUCAACUACGCAGCAGUCGUCGGGCAAAUUCCCUUCCUGGACGAACUCCUCCUCAAAAAUCCUCUGCGUAUUCUUGCUAGUCGUUGGGGACUGAUCAGUUCCGAUACACCUGUUGUCGUCUUUGCCAGACAGCGCAUAUCAGGCCGCGUUGAUCCCGAAACUUUUAAAGAGAAGCCGCAGGAUUGGUCCGGAUCAUCCUCAAUCAGGAGGGAUUUUCUUUCUCGAUUCCUGGAAGCCCAUGAUCGGGAACCGACCUUCAUAACCAAGGAUCGAGUGCUCGCAUUGACAGUGGCCAACAUGUUUGCAGGAUCUGACACCACUGCGAUCUCACUACGAGCUAUCUUUUAUAAUCUUCUGAAGAAUCCGGAGGAUCUGAAACGUCUCCUUGAUGAGCUGCAAGAACAACAACGUAAUGGAAAAUUCAAACGGACCGAUGGUAUCGUUGAGUGGGAGGCCGUUAGAGAACUUCCUUUCCUUAGUGCCGUCAUCAAAGAAGGACUCCGCAUACACCCAGCAGCAGGCCUCCCACUUGAACGAAUCGUGCCUCCUGGCGGAGUCACUAUCUGUGACACCUUCAUCCCGGGUGGGUCUAUUGUCGGUUGCAGUGCUUGGACCGUCCACCUAGACGAGUCCAUCUUCGGAUCCAAACCAGAGCAAUUCCGUCCACAAAGGUGGCUUGAUGCAUCUCCAGCACAGCGAAGGGAGAUGGAGAAUUUCCUCUUCACCUUUGGUGCUGGCUCCCGAACCUGCAUUGGCAAGAAUAUCAGUUAUUUGGAGAUGUAUAAACUCGUCCCUGCGGUCUUGAUGAGAUUCGAGGUCGAAUUGGCUGCCCCAGACGAAGAAUGGAAACUGCACAAUGCAUGGUUUGUGAAGCAGAGCAAUUUCAGGGUGCGAUUCAGAACAAGGCGUUGA
Molecule: messenger RNA, 1587 nt
Organism: Rhinocladiella mackenziei CBS 650.93
Lineage: Eukaryota; Fungi; Ascomycota; Eurotiomycetes; Chaetothyriales; Herpotrichiellaceae
Exons: 3
Coding region: 1-1587 (528 amino acids)
Molecular function (GO): iron ion binding; oxidoreductase activity, acting on paired donors, with incorporation or reduction of molecular oxygen; heme binding
Source: RefSeq, a predicted model, not a curated record